AUGAACUCGAUCUUCCGCCAGAUGAUCCCGCAGGCUACGCGCCUCGUGCGCCAGCCUGUGCGCGGCUAUGCCACUACCCCGAACGCUGCCAAGGGCCUCGCUGAGCGCGCCCAGCAGCUCGGCCUCUCGGUGGCCAAGGCCGCCGAGCGUGCGCUGGGCUCGUACGCGGAGCCGAUUGUGUACAACCUCAAGGUGGCCGGCUCGCUCGCGAAGCAGGUCUACAUUGCUGAGAAGCUGGCUCCCCCAACGUCGGUGAGGCAGGUCGUCGCUGCGUACCGCCAGAUCUGGGCGACCGUGUCGAACCCGUCGUGGUGGACGCACUCGCUCCCGUCGGGUGACUGGCGCAAGGUCGCGGUGUACGGCGUGGAGGCGAUCGGCAUCUUUUCGAUUGGCGAGAUUGUACGUGUGGAACGCUCACAUCAGAUCGGCAAGCGCAGGAUUGUGGGCUACAAGAUUCGCGAGUGCGAGUCGGAGAAGCACCACCACUAA
Malassezia sympodialis ATCC 42132 is the source of this 489-nucleotide messenger RNA. RefSeq lists its product as uncharacterized. Gene Ontology annotation, molecular function: proton transmembrane transporter activity. The coding region runs from base 1 to 489 and encodes 162 amino acids. The transcript has a single exon. The record is from RefSeq and is a predicted model, not a curated record. Gene Ontology annotation, biological process: proton motive force-driven ATP synthesis. Lineage: Eukaryota; Fungi; Basidiomycota; Malasseziomycetes; Malasseziales; Malasseziaceae.